UUGUUAUUGUGCCGCUUAUCACCACAUAGUAUAUUCCCAAAUUUUGCGGUGUGUAGUUCAGUCACAGUCGUUCGGUGUAAUUCGGAUUAAUUAAAUGUAAUCGCGCAAAUAAUUAAUACCUUUUACUAUACUAAGACUUACGCGUCGAUUAAUAACGUUUACGGAUUACGAACAGUCGAGAAAGUGACCGGUUAGACAGAGUCAAUCUCCGGUGAUAUAUGGUGAGAAAUGACGAUAAUUUGCGAUACGUCGAAAGAUUAAAGGAACGCCGAUUGCGUGUAAUAAUCGAUCGAUACCAUGUUUUCGUUGAUGAAUAGCGUGAAAGAUGCGCAUACGGAUACAAUAUGGAGUUGCGCUUGGGGUCAAGUGAGAACUAAGCGUUUGGUGGCCGUUAGCAAGCAGAACAAUACGAUCGACAAAGAUGCCGCCAACAACAGCGACAGCAACAGCAACAGCAAGAACAACGACAACAUCGUCGACGACGACACCGCCGCCGCCGCCGCCGGCGCAGAGAAACAAGCGACAGCGGAGAAAGAAGAAGAUGACGCGGUUGUGGCUGCGGUUGGUGACGACGAAGCGCGAGAAGACGACCAAGUGACCGAAAUCAUCGUUACAGGAUCGGUAGACGAUUUGGUUAAAGUGUGGAAGGUGGAAGCGGACAGGUUGGAACUGUCGAAAACGCUGGUUGGCCACUCGUUGGGCGUCGUGUCUGUGGCUUUGAAUUCCGACUGCACGGUGUGCGCUUCCAGUUCGUUGGAUUCGGUAUUAAUUUUGUGGGAUUUGAAAGCCGGCAGCAAAAUAAAAACCGUCAUGGUAGGCCCGGUCGAGCUUUGGACGAUCGCAUUUUCGCCGGACGACAAUUACAUAAUAUCGGGCAGCCAUUCCGGUAAAAUAAACGUGUUCGGCGUCGAAAGUACCAAGCUGGAGCAGACGUUCGAUACGCGAGGCAAAUUCACCCUGAGCAUAGCGUACAGUCCGGAUGGCAAGUACAUCGCGUCCGGAGCGUUGGACGGUAUCAUAAACAUUUUCGACGUUCAAAAUGCCAAGCUAACCCACACGCUAGAGGGACACGCUAUGCCCAUCAGAUCGCUGUGCUUUUCUCCCGAUUCCAAGUACUUGUUGACCGCGUCCGACGACGGUCACAUGAAAGUGUACGCCGUUCAACACGCCGAAGUGGUCGGCACGCUGUCCGGUCACGCGUCCUGGGUGUUGAGCGUGGCCUUUUCGCCAGACUCGAAAUACUUCGUCUCCGGCAGCGCCGAUAACACCGUCAAAGUGUGGCAAAUCAGCGAUCUUACCUGCGUACACACCUUCAAGGAACACGCCGAUCAGGUGUGGUGCGUUAAAUACAACAAGGACGGAUCCAAGAUUGUUUCAGUGUCCGAAGAUAAAUCCGUAAAUAUUUACUCUUGUCCGUUUUCGUAAAUUAUUCGUGUCUCGCGCCUUACCCGCGUUUUAUUAUUAAUAAACAUUGUACAAUUUUCGCAUUUGAUCGACCUGUACCUAUAUUAUCAUUUUGUACAUUUCCUAUAAUUAGUACGUGCGUUUGUGUAUUAUAUACAUAUUGCCGAGUA
Messenger RNA from Planococcus citri (citrus mealybug), 1574 nucleotides. RefSeq names its product superkiller complex protein 8. The coding region runs from base 298 to 1425 and encodes 375 amino acids. Gene Ontology annotation, molecular function: protein binding. NCBI's taxonomy places the organism in Eukaryota, Metazoa, Arthropoda, Insecta, Hemiptera, Pseudococcidae. The transcript has a single exon. Gene Ontology annotation, cellular component: Cdc73/Paf1 complex. The record is from RefSeq and is a predicted model, not a curated record.